UUCCUGGGCGGAGCGGAGGCUCGGGGCUCUGGAAGGCAACACUGGCCCCACCCCGGUUGCCUAGGCGACGAGGCCGCGUCUCUCCCAGGACUUCAGGACCGAGAUGCCGUUGGGGGCGACUCCAGGGGCGCUGACCCCCGCGUUGACCCCAGUUGGCAGCACCGCGGACUCGGAGAAAAACGCUGAAUUCCAGGAGCAUGAAAAAAUCCUGUCCCCAGAUUUUCUCUCAGUAACCCAGAUCACUGACUUGCUGGAAGAGGACGUAGAUGGAGUUCAAGAAAAACUGCGAAUAUUUUUGAAUUUCAGAAAUCUUCAGACUUGCUUAAAAGAUGCCAUUCUGCUAGAUUACUAUGUAUCUGGAUUUUUGUGGGCUAAAGAAAUGAACUUUUCCAUUGAUCAAUAUUUAAAAUUCAUGACUUUACUAGAUAUGUUACUUCAUAAUCUUCAAACAUUGCAUAUGUCCUUGGGGGACUGCAUAGAGUGGCUUGGGAAAGCAAUGGCUGAAAUCGGACCAAACCACUCACAGAAGAAUGAAGAUUGCCAUAUCUUUGAUAUCAGGCAAGCCAACGCCAUCAUUGAUUACUUAAAAAUCAGUUUAUUCCAACACUACAGACUCUAUGAGUUUCUAUUCUAUGCCACCAGGGAAGAAAUCGUGCUGGGAACCCAGCAAACCAUAGAGGUUGUCAAGCCUGCAGACCACCCUUUCCCAGCCCCGCUGGAGGAAGGAAUCUCACUGGAUAUCUACUCCGCAUACACAGAACCACAGCCAACUCUGGAUGCUGAACCAAAGGGACUGGAUCAGGAACAAGGCUCUCAGGAGACCCAGCCAGAGAGAGACACCACAGAUGUGGACCCUUUAGUUGGUUUCACCAUUGAAGAUGUAAAAGCAGUACUGGCUCGUGUCACAGAUGAGGUUUUAGUGAACAUUCAGUUUCAGAUUGGCUGAGUUAUUUUCCACUCCUAAAACCCAGCAUUCAAGGAUCCUGGCUGCCACAUUCCUUUUCAGAGAGAGCUGCAUGUCAGUGUCCACAGUUGCUGUACACGUGCCUGGUGAAAACACCUGCUGUACCAACCGUUCAUGAGUUUCGCUGGCAGUGUUUCAGAUUUUCCCAUAACUCUCUCUUCUUCAUCUGAAUCAUAGUAAUUGUAAUUUUCUCAGAAAAAGUCAAUAGAGAAUUCAUGUUUUAGUACAUUUUUCCCCAAAGCUGCUUCUCUACUACAGAAUUUCCUGUAGUGUGAAUUCAUAAUUUUUCAUGUUAAUCCACUUACUUUCCCAUGAUUCACAUUGCAGUUUUGGAUAUUUAUUAAAAAUGAAGUUAUCUUGAUCCUCAUAUGUCAAUUAAAAUGAUUCUAAACACAGCAAACAUUUCAAGCCAAUAUAGUUUAGGUAUUUUCAUUUUAAAGAUACAUUCAAAAUGAAAUUAUUUUGGUCCUGAGUUGUGUAAUAAAAAUUACACCCCAAUGGAGCAAACUUCAAUAUAUUUAAGGAAUUACAUUUCAGAGAAAUGUGAUUGCAAAUGCUGAAUUCUUGCAUUAAAUGUUGGCUGUUGGCCCUAACAUAGCAAAAUACUGUGAGAAAAUGAAGUUCACCAUCUGGGGUUUUAGCAUAUCUUUAGGUCAACUUUGAACUGUCCAAGUUAGAAACAUUGAGAAAAAUCACCUCCAGGUAGUAAGACCAACUAAACGGAGGUCAGUCCCAGCCCAGUGGUUGAGGAUAACUUGUCAGUUCAGCAGUGUUCUGGGGAAUAACCAGGAGGCAGCAGAUCAAAGACAGCCCGUGCAGACAUGGAGUGUUUUGAUCCAGGCUCUGCUGGUUGUGCCUAAACGAGAGCACCAAUCACCAAGGUCUGAGGAGCUGGACAGUCCAGCUGCCCUUAGCUAGAAAGCACGAGUGUAUUAGUGGACAUAGAAAAACAUUACUGAAAGAGCUGAUUGUCUGGGAAGAACAGUUCUUGCCAAUCCAUUGGAAGUGUGCCAAAAUUAGUUUUUCAGACCAUUUCAAUACCUAUAUUGUUCAAUAGGUUGUAUGCCAUAAAUUAUUUUACUCAAGUAGCACUAACAAGUUUUGAAAUGUUUCAUGAUUAUAUAUAAUGAAAUAUGCCAUUGGUGAAGAAUAUCAUGAAAUUGAGAGAUGGGAUUAUAAACAUAAAUUUAGGUACAGUGUGAGCAAAACCCUAUUUUCUUACUUGAUUUUUUUUCAUAUAAAGUCUAAUUCAAAGUGGUUCAGUGACUUGCCCAAAACUACACAGUGAGACUAGGGCACAGGGUUGAGACUAGUUCACAGUGAGACUAGACCAGGUUGCUUUCUGCAGGAUGCCCUGCAGGACGGCAUCCGUGAAGAGCGACACCACCUUUGUAGCUUGGAGGACCAUUUUGCUCCUUCCAGGGCCUCCUCCAUCCGGUGACCAGGAAGAAACCAGAAGUCAAAAGUUGAUCCAAGGGGGGGUGUAACAGGGCAGGGGGCUUGAACACCACUACCACACACACAAAACUCAAUACACCUAUAAAUUCUGAAUCAGAAUGGUUGACACUAAUAUGUUCCUAUCAGGAAUAUCAACUCUUCUCUGUGAAGAAACAAACAAAAUCUCAUUAAAAAAAAAAAAAAAAAAAAUAGCAACUAGGGACAACAUUCCAAAACCAUGUACUAUAUUUACCCUCUUAAAAUUAAAUAAAUAGGGAGGGGCUGGAGUGAUGCUUUGGUGGUUAAGAGCACU
Molecule: messenger RNA, 2714 nt
Organism: Nannospalax galili (Upper Galilee mountains blind mole rat)
Lineage: Eukaryota; Metazoa; Chordata; Mammalia; Rodentia; Spalacidae
Gene: Cabcoco1
Product: ciliary associated calcium binding coiled-coil 1
Exons: 8
Coding region: 104-946 (280 amino acids)
Source: RefSeq, a predicted model, not a curated record